Pocillopora verrucosa is the source of this 894-nucleotide messenger RNA. RefSeq names its product octopamine receptor beta-2R-like. Lineage: Eukaryota; Metazoa; Cnidaria; Anthozoa; Scleractinia; Pocilloporidae. Gene Ontology annotation, biological process: G protein-coupled receptor signaling pathway. The record is from RefSeq and is a predicted model, not a curated record. Gene Ontology annotation, molecular function: G protein-coupled receptor activity. Gene Ontology annotation, cellular component: plasma membrane.
AUGACUGUUGGCUGCUUGAAUGAACAAAGAAGUAAGGAGGCAUCCAUCGUUCUUUCGCUGUGUUUCUCCUCGUCUGGUUUAGCAGCUGUAACAGGAAACGCAGUUGUGUUAUGGUUGUUCUUCAGAAAUGAGUCUUUACGUACAAUUUCCAACCGAUUCCUAGCCUCGUUGUCUGUAGCAGACUUUUUAGUUGGACUUGUAAUAGACCCUAUUUGGAUCACCUUUAGAUGUCUGAUCCAGCCGUCAAAUGUGACCCAAGCCGCCUUGAAUAAGUUUAUGGACAUGUUGUGGAUUCACACUACCGCUGCUACAACGCUUAACCUAUGCUGUGUUUCCGUGGAUCGCUUCAUAGCCAUUCGGUUUCCUUUCCGUUAUCAGGACAUUUUAACCAAGAAGACAUGUCAUAGCCUCAUUGCCGUGGUGUGGUUUACAUCAUUGCUUCUUCCUUGUCCGGUCAUUUUUGUAAAUGCUGAAAACUUGUGGUUAUUCGUAUCGCUUGUCACAUUUUGCAUCCCCACAACUGUCAUGGCGGUAUGCUACUUUUGGAUUUUCAAGGCCGCAAGCAAUCAAGCCCGAAGAAUGACGGGGGGAAAUAAGCAUCGUGCGGACGAAAGACGAAGUACUUUUCCAAGCCGUAUAAUACAGAAUUUUAAAGCUAUCAAAACCAUAGGUUUCGUGUUGGGUGUCUUUGUCGUUUCUUGGAUGCCUUGCCUUGUCCUAUCCAUUGUGCACGAGUUUUCUGCGAGUAAUCCGUGCACCGAUGAAAAGUUGUAUAAUGUUGCAUGGCCAUGGAUUGAGGCAGUCGCGCUUUCAUCGUCAGCCAUCAACCCGUGGGUUUAUUUUUUCCGUAAUGGCGAAUUUCGUCAGGCUUUGCAUCGCAGUAUUCGAAGGUAA